UCUCAGUCUCAGGUCUGCUCCGGUCCCAGUAAGGAGAAUCAGUGCUCCCUGUUUGUCUCUUUCUCUCUCUCUCUCUGCAUCCUGCGCUCCAGGGGUACAGACAGACAGAUCACCCCUCUGCUCUCUACUGAAUCACUACAGUCUGGGGGAAACUCUAAUCCUUUCAUUUCCUGUGAACAUUUUGGUCAUCCGGCCGUCUGUCCUUCUGUUUACUCCUGUCCUUCUCCUCCUCCUUUCCUCUCCCCCUCUUCUUCUAUCUGUGUCCACGACGAGAGGAGUUGUCUGGGGAUUUUCUCAUUCUCCCUCCUGAUCUGUUUCCCAGAGGAGCUCGGCACUUCUCUUCUGUUCUUCUCCCUUUGUUUCUGCCUCCAUCCUUCAUCGCCAUGGAUAUGGGCAGCCUGACAACAGUGGUGGCCAACUCGGCCUACAUCUCGGCGCGCGGGAGCUUCGACGGCACGGCCAACCCGUCUGCCAACCGAGACAAGAAGUACCACGCCCGCCUGAAGCUGCCUCACAUCACGGUGUGCGAGGGCCUCAGGGAGACUCUGGACCUGGGCUUCCAGACCGCCUGCGUGGAGCAGCCCAUCGGCAAGCGUCUGUUCCAGGAGUUCCUGGAGGCCAACAACGAAUACAAAGGCCCCUGCCGCCUGUGGAAGGACGUGGAGGAGUACAACCAGGCCGAGGACCAGGACCGCGUUAAGAAGGCCUCCAAGAUGCUCUCUCGCUACAUGGAUCCAAGUGCCAAACACUUCUGCCCUUUCCUGCCGGAGAACGACAUCACCAAGGUGAAGGAGAAGCACGCGGAGGCCGGAGACGAUCUGUUCGUGGAGACUCUGACCAGCGUACUGGACUUCCUCAAGGAGGUCCCUUAUACCUUCUACCUGGACAGCAUGCACCUGAAGAGGUUCCUCCAAUGGAAGUGGCUGGAGAUGCAGCCCACGGGAGAGGACUGGUUCAUGGACUUCCGUGUCCUUGGGAAGGGGGGCUUCGGGGAGGUACACGCCACCUCCAUGAAGGCCACGGGGAAACUGUACGCCUGCAAGAAGCUCAACAAGAAGAGGCUGAAGAAGAGGAAAGGAUAUGAGGGUGCGAUGGUGGAGAAGAGAAUUCUGGCACGUGUCCACAGCAGGUUCAUCGUGUCACUGGCCUACGCCUUCCAGACCAAGACUGAGCUCUGUCUGGUCAUGACCAUCAUGAAUGGAGGAGACUUGAGGUAUCAUAUCUACAAUGUGGAUGAGAACAACCCAGGGUUUGAUGAGCAGAGGGCCUGUUUCUACACAGCUCAGAUCAUCCAGGGUAUGGAGCACCUGCACCAGAAGAGAAUCAUCUACAGAGACCUCAAACCUGAGAACGUGUUGUUGGAUAAUGAAGGUAAUGUGCGUAUCUCUGACCUUGGUCUGGCCGUGGAGCUGGAGGACAACCAGACCAAUAUCAAAGGCUACGCUGGGACUCCAGGGUUCAUGGCCCCAGAGCUGCUGAAAGGGGAGGAGUAUGACUGGUCAGUGGACUACUUCACCCUUGGGGUCACACUGUAUGAGUUCAUCGCUGCCAAGGGACCUUUCAGAACCCGAGGAGAGAAGGUGGAGAACAAAGUAGUGAAGAAGAGGAUUCUGAACGACCCCGUGGCCUAUCCGGAGAAGUUCAGUGAGAAAGCCAAGUCCAUCUGCGAGGCGCUGCUGUGCAAGACGGUGGACCAGAGGCUGGGCUUCAAGAACGGGUCCUGCGACGAGCUCCGAGCGCACCCCUUCUUCAGCGAACUCAACUGGAUGAAACUGAACGAAGGGAUCCUGGUGCCUCCGUUUGUUCCCGACUCCAAGACGGUCUACGCCAAGGAUCUGGACGCCGUCGGAGCUUUCUCAACAGUGAAGGGAGUCACCCUGGACGACCCCGACAAGGAGUUCUUUGACGAGUUCGCCUCGGGGAACAUCCCCAUUCCCUGGCAGGAGGAGAUGAUCGAGACGGGGAUCUACGGGGAGCUGAACCUCUGGGGGGUCGGGGGGGCGCUGCCCAACGACCUGCGCAGGGAGAGCAUCCUGGAACAGCCCCCGAAGUCCUCCACCUGCUGCCUGUCAUAGAUCAGAGGUCAAGGGGUAGGGAACAUGGGACUCUUUGCUCGCGUUCCCCCAGACGUUGCAUGCAUCAACCAAUGGUUGCGUGCCACAUCAUCGACCGUGUCAUCGACUGACAGAUAGCUAUAACAUAUAAUGUGGUUAGCUGACACUGUAAGCAAAAAACCAAUCCAGGCGUUGUCAGAUCUGGCAGGCAUAUCAGCAACGCCUGGGCACGGGAACGCCCCCUUUAUGAAUAUCAUUACUAGGAAGGAUAUCAUUGGCCGGCCGAGUGGAGGAAGUAGUCUCGGGCCAAUGGCAGAGACGUGGUCACGAAGGAGGCGGGUGGAUUUAAUGGGAUGGGAUGUAAAACGAUGGAAUGUUUAUUAUAUGUUAUGUAUUAUUAUGUUUAUCAAAAUGAACAAGUUAAAAGACGUUUUAGAUAUCUACACCUGUUUCUUCAUUCUUUUCUUGCUACUACGGCAACUGGUGAAAUGCACCAUUUAUUGUACUUCACCAAAGAGACAGAAUAGUGUUUUAACAGCCGGCCACUAUGCCGAGAAAACUAAAUACAGUCACUGUAAGGUUUUAUUUCUUAUAACAGAACUAUAACGGCUCUGUUUCUGUUGUACUUGUCUGGCUUUUGCUGUUUUUGAAUGUGAUGUCAUCAAUGCAGUGUGUGUGUGUGUGUGUGUGUGUGUGCGUGUGUGGUGUGUGUGUGUGUGUGUGUGUGUGUGUGUGUGUGUGUGUGUGUGUGUGUGCGUGCGCGCGUGCGUGCGUGUGUGUGUGUGUGCGUGCGUGCGCGCGCGUGUGUGUGUGUGUGUGUGCGUGCGUGCGCGUGCGUGCGUGCGUGUGCGUGUGUGUGCGUGUGUGCGUGUGUGUGUGUGUGUGUGUAUAUAUAUAAAUGUAAAUAUAUUUAUUUAGAUAGAUAGGGGAGAACUCAUCAACUGGUUUUAUCUGAUUGUCAUGUGCAGUGACAGUAGCUCUCUGUCCCCUCUCUUCACACUCCAUCACAAGUCUCUCAGAUAUACAUCAGUUUAAUGACAGAUAUAAAUCCAACUAGCAUCCAAUAUUUUAUGUCUCUGUUCUACUGUAUAUUCUUAUGCUCCACAAGGUCUUUUCAAAUUACGGUCAGAGGCCUGUGGGUCCUGGUCAAAAGUAGUGCACUAUAUAGGGAAUAGGGUGCCAUGGGCCCUGGUCAAAAGUAGUGCACUAUAUAGGGAAUAGGGUGCCAUGGGCCCUGGCCAAAAGUAGUGCACUAUAUAGGGAAUAGUGUGCCAUGGGCCCUGGCCAAAAGUAGUGCACUAUAUAGGGAAUAGUGUGCCAUGGGCCCUGGUCAAAAGUAGUGCACUAUAUAGGGAAUAGGGUGCCACUUGGGAUGCAUAUUCCAAUAUGGAGUUACAGCAAUGUUGGUUUCUUGAUAAUAAAUACUGAUAUGACAUCAUAAACCCUGUGAGGAGUCACUCAUAAUCACUCAAUACAAAUUCUAAGUUGUACACGUCACUUUUCAUAUCAGUAGAUAUGUGUGACAUAUCAGUAUAGAAAUGUGUGACAUAUCAGUAUAGAAAUGGGUGGCAUAUCAGUAUAUAUAUGGGUGGCAUAUCUGUAUAGAUAUGGGUGACAUAUCAGUAUAGAUAUGGGUGGCAUAUUAGUAUAGAUAUGGGUGGCAUAUCAGUAUAGAUAUGGGUGGCAUAUCAGUAUAUAUAUGGGUGGCAUAUCUGUAUAGAUAUGGGUGACAUAUCAGUAUAGAUAUGCCUGACAUAUCAGUAUAGAUAUGCCUGACAUAUCAGUAUAGAUAUGCCUGACAUAUCAGUAUAGAUAUGCCUGACAUAUCAGUAUAGAUAUGCCUGACAUAUCAGUAUAGAUAUGCCUGACAUAUCAGUAUAGAUAUGCCUGACAUAUCAGUAUAGAUAUGCCUGACAUAUCAGUAUAGAUAUGCCUGACAUAUCAGUAUAGAUAUGGGUGUUAUAUUAGUAUAGAUAUGGGUGGCAUAUCAGUAUAGAUAUGGGUGGCAUAUCAGUAUAUAUAUGGGUGGCAUAUCUGUAUAGAUAUGGGUGACAUAUCAGUAUAGAUAUGCCUGACAUAUCAGUAUAGAUAUGCCUGACAUAUCAGUAUAGAUAUGCCUGACAUAUCAGUAUAGAUAUGCCUGACAUAUCAGUAUAGAUAUGCCUGACAUAUCAGUAUAGAUAUGCGUGAAGAAAACCGUAAGUAUGACAUAUUUUCAAAUGUUCUUGUUGCACCACGGGGAAUGAGUUGGUUAGGUGGGGUCUGCAGGGGGUGAUUUCUUUUCUUGCUUUUUCUAUAUUGUAUAUAUAAUAUAUUAUAUUUAUUAUUAUCUUUAUUGUAUACUAUACUAUAUUGUUUAGGUUGCUUUCCCGAGUGCUAGCACUCUGAUUCCCACACAGGAACCUCUUGUUAAACAGGGUUUUAUGAAUUCCUGUGCAUUUGUUUAAAUACAAAAUGAUCUAAUGUCUAUAUAGAACUUGAGAAACUGUAAAUAACUGUUUAAUUAUACCAUAGAAAUCAUCAUGCUUAUUCAUUAAAAUAAACAUUUCGACAGAAAAUAAA
Molecule: messenger RNA, 4616 nt
Organism: Oncorhynchus kisutch (coho salmon)
Lineage: Eukaryota; Metazoa; Chordata; Actinopteri; Salmoniformes; Salmonidae
Product: rhodopsin kinase GRK1-like
Exons: 7
Coding region: 384-2075 (563 amino acids)
Biological process (GO): regulation of opsin-mediated signaling pathway; protein phosphorylation; visual perception
Cellular component (GO): cytoplasm
Molecular function (GO): rhodopsin kinase activity; ATP binding
Source: RefSeq, a predicted model, not a curated record